Molecule: messenger RNA, 1756 nt
Organism: Physcomitrium patens
Lineage: Eukaryota; Viridiplantae; Streptophyta; Bryopsida; Funariales; Funariaceae
Biological process (GO): regulation of DNA-templated transcription
Molecular function (GO): DNA-binding transcription factor activity; DNA binding
Source: RefSeq, a predicted model, not a curated record
CACCUCUUUCCGAAAUUGGGUUUAGGGUGAGUCCAGAAAUCGGUGCUUCGGAGAGUUCCCAGGUGGUUACUCGCCUAGGGAGGUUGAAGCUUCUUGUUUCGGAAGGUUUCCUAGUUCGGGUGCCAGAACUUUCUCAUUGACUUCUGGUGACGUCUUGCCUUCAAGACUAUGAGGAAGUUGAUUGCGAUUGUUUAGAAAACUGUGGUUGUGGCCCACAUUUUCAAUUCAUUUCAGUGCACACAUUGCGAGUGGUUGGUUUGUCUGCGGAAGCAUCAACUGAAUUAACAGAAUUGUGGAGCGUUGGGUAAGAUUUGAGGGCAAAGACGAUUAUAGAUUGGUGAUUGCAACUGGAGUUUUGAAUACAGGAUCGUGCAACUUGGUGUUAGUUUUAAAGUUUAAAAGAUAUAGAUUUUGCGCCGCGACCAUGGUACAGAAGGACUGGAGCUCGAGAGGAACGCUGGACAUCGGGACAGAUACCCUGCACUGCCAAGGCCUGGGGAGAGAUAAGCAGCAGCAUGCAAUGAUGAAAGAGGAGAGUACUGCGAGUCCGAGGUAUAAAGGAGUUCGCAAGCGGCAAUGGGGAAAAUGGGUUUCUGAGAUUAGGGAGCCGAGGAAGAGGUCCAGGAUUUGGUUGGGGUCGUUUCCUACUGCGGAGAUGGCAGCGCGGGCGUACGAUGCUGCCGUGGUUUGUUUGAGAGGACCCUCUGCUGCAUUGAACUUUCCUGAUUCGCCUCCUCUAUCUCUUCCUGAGUGUCAUACUCCAAGAGAAAUUCAGGUGGUCGCUGCUGCAGCUGCCACGGCCGCAGAGUCUUGCACUCCACUGAAUUUUCAGGUGAAGGAAGAGGCGCAAUCACUCGGUUUUCAACUGAGUAUUAGGAACGAGACAAAUGUUUCACCCAGGUCGCAUCUUAGACCGGUGGAGUCGGAGAAUUCUAGCACCUCGGAAGGGAGAUCGCGGAAAAUUGACCUGAGUUCUAAAGAUGAACACGACGAGGAGCUUGAUUAUACAGGAGAGUCUUGUCCUCCUCUGCUCACUGCGGAUGACUAUUACGUUAGUUUGGACGACGUUGAAUUGGCUUGGGACAACAUGAAGGUCGAUGAUCUUAAUUUUCUCGAUUUGCCUCCACUGGAGGAUUUUUUUGAGGACGGACCGCGGAAGCUGACGAAGACCAACUCUGGACGUCAGAGUCUUGUGCAAUAUUGUCGCCAAUUCUCAAGCAACUAUGAGCGUGUAGAUAGCAUGCACUUAGUAUGCGAUGUGUUCACGAUGUGAUGAGAAAAUGUAUGUUCACGUCGGAAUCUGAAUGAGAUCGAGUGAUGACAUUGUGGAUACUCUUCGAUCAGAACCCACUUUUGGAAUCAUUUCUCCAGGGGUGCAGACUGCUGAGACAAUCACACACAACAAAGUCACUUCGUACCCUGAUGUGGACAUGUAACUCAAUCAACUGGCUCAGCUGUCUGUCGUCACGGCAGUGUACAGGAGAUGAAUUUUGCACACGAGGAUAAAAUCUUUACGAUUUCUACUUUUAAUUGAUUUUUUACACACACAUUCAACCACUUUAGUGCGAGGUGGAUCGUUGACAGUGAAAAUUUUCAGGCACAUUUAGGCACCUUGUGUGCAUUGCCCUCAUUCAAGUCGGUCGAAGAAAGCUUUCUUCGAUGUUUUGUGUACUAUUUGAAAAGGAUGACAAUCAUAAAAACCUUGAAGCUAAUACAAAUCUGUGACGGCAUCUUCAGGUUGAUGCAAUUGCAUAUG